Molecule: messenger RNA, 912 nt
Organism: Durusdinium trenchii
Lineage: Eukaryota; Dinophyceae; Suessiales; Symbiodiniaceae
Source: the annotation of a GenBank genome assembly
GCAUGGAGUGCUUGCCCAGAUUGGGUGACGUUCUUUUUAUGUGACGUUGUACGAUAGGACCCGUGAGAAGAACUGCACGAGCCCUUGACGAUCCUCGCAUGACUUGCCCCGUUCACGGAUUUGAGGCUCCCAAAGGCGUGGAGUGACCAUGGCGACCCCUUCUGGCAUCCAGUUUUGGAAUCAUUAUUAUACUGUAGUCAUUCUAACACACUGGGUGACAUGAAUCCAAUGCUUCUGUCCUAGAAGAACGGACAAAACUUCAAUGGCUGAGUUAAAGGUAUGUGUGAUGUGCAAGACGACCGAAACAUGCGAAAGACAAACCAUACUGUGAAACAAGUGUUGAUUGUUACAAUACGGCGGGGUGCGGGCUGCUUGCUUCUCAGGUACCACAAGGGUUGCUGGCAGAAUUCUUAUUGGUUUCAAGCGCGCAUUCUCAAUAUCCAUGGAGAAGGUCAACUUGCUGCCCCGGCGCAAGCUGAUAUCCUUGUCUUGGAUGAAGAUACAUGGCCCAACAACAUCCCCUCCUCAUUGCGUGGCGGAAAAGGCCUCUCUUUGUUGAAGUACUUCAUCCAAGCGGACCGCCAUCGGCGCGGGCGGAAGUGGUGGAAGACCAUGAUUGCGAUGGUCUUUCUGCCCGUGCAUUCCGUCUUGGUGUCGACCCUGGUGCAGAAGAUCUUGGUGGAUCAUGUCAUCGGCCGUAUCAUCGGCUCUGACCCUGCCUGGGGAUAUGCGCAAUGUCUGAUUCUGGUCUUAGUUCAGCUCCUCUCCCUGGGUCUGAACCGCUGGGCCGACGUGGUGCAGACGCGGAACCGCGGCCGCACGGGCGGGAUUCGACAGGUGCACCGCUCCGAGAUGAUCCGGAAAUUCAUGCACCUGGAGCGCUCAGAGUCUUUUGGCAAGGAUCUGGGGAGA